This is a messenger RNA of Protobothrops mucrosquamatus (brown spotted pit viper), 780 nucleotides long. Its product is annotated as transmembrane O-methyltransferase homolog. The record is from RefSeq and is a predicted model, not a curated record. Lineage: Eukaryota; Metazoa; Chordata; Lepidosauria; Squamata; Viperidae. Gene Ontology annotation, biological process: dopamine metabolic process; catecholamine catabolic process; developmental process. Bases 1 to 780 code for a protein of 259 amino acids. Gene Ontology annotation, molecular function: catechol O-methyltransferase activity. The transcript is spliced from 3 exons.
AUGGUCUCUCCGGCCAUUGCCCUGGCCUUCGUGCCCUUCGUGGUCACCCUGCUCAUCCGCUAUCGCCAUUACUUCCUGCUCUUCUACCGAGCGGUGCUGCUCCGGAAGCUGCGGGACUACCUGACCGGCGUCCCCCGGGAGCAGAGAGCCUUCCGUUACCUCCUGACCCACGCCAUCCCCGGAGACCCUGUGCACAUCCUGGAGACCUUCGACCAGUGGAGCUACCACUGCGAGUAUCUCAGCAACCUGGGACCCCAGAAAGCAAAGAUCCUGGAGCGUCUGAUCUACGACCAGGCUCCCCUCACGGUACUGGAACUGGGCACCUACUGCGGCUACGCCUCCAUCCUCAUGGCGCAGACGCUCCCGCUGGGCGCCCGGUUGUACACCGUGGAGAUGGACGUGCGCAAGGCGUCGGUGGCGGAGAAGGUGAUUCGGCUGGCCGGCUUUGACGAUGACACGGUGGAACUCAUCGUGGGCCCCUCGGAGGAGGUCAUCCCCCUCCUCAAGGAGACCUUUCUGCUGCCGGAGGUCCACCUGGUGGUCAUGAACCACUGGAAGCGCUGCUACCUCCGGGAUCUGCAGCUGCUGGAAGACUACGGCCUCCUCCAGCCAGGGGCCACCAUCCUGGCGGACAACGUCAUCUUCCCCGGCGCACCCCACUUCCUCCAGUACGCCAAGGCCUGCGGGAAGUACAAGUGGAGGGUCCACCGGACCAGCCUCCAGUACUUCCGGGGCAUCCCCGAUGGCAUGGCCCAGCUGACCUACGUGGGUCUGGAGUGA